AUGGCAGGCCAGCAGCAGCAAAUCAUAGACACCAUCUUCUCCAUGAAGAGGAAGAUACUGCGAGGCACCGACUCGGACGCCGCAGACACAGACUCUCCUUUCGCCGACUACAGACAGGACCUGAAGCGCAAGUCCCAGUAUGCGCGCGCAAACGACCCAGACUUCCUGAUUGACCCUCGACCGUACAAAAAGCGCGUAGAGCACGCCGGUUAUCGCAGGUACAUCCUGCAGCGCAAUCCCCCGCGAUACGACCCUGACGGCGACAUCGUCGAACCCUCGGACGAGUAUGAGGACGAGGACGACCUGGAGUCGGUUGAGGAGAAUCCGUACGCAGAAAUACGCUUGGAACGGUUGCUGAGACCAUUGACGUCUGCCGCUGAUCUGCCCUCCCAUCGAUCUAUGAGCGUCCCAUACACGUCCACACACCUCACAAACUUGGCGAGCGAAGCCGGCGCCCUCUGGCGGAAAGAGCAAAUCACUAUCGCACGAGCGAAACAGCUGUUCAUCAAGCUGCAGGGAGACUCGACCUUUGCACCUGCAGCCCUGGCAGCCAUGGUGGAUGCGCCUUUGGGCACUUCCGGGUCCAGUGGCACAGCUCAGCGCGCUCUGAAUGGUGCUUCGCAACCAGGUUCGCGUGACGAGGCAAACACUAUGCUAGAUAGCGCUCAAGACACUGCGAUGGAAGACGCAGGACACCUCAACCAUGUCCUCCAAGACAAGCCCAAUGGUACAACAGACUCAGAAGCGCUGAACGGUACCAAACCCACAGCCAACGGCACAGCGCAUGAAGCAGAUACAAACCGGGCUCAAGAGAAUGGCGAAGAGCCGCAAUCCCCGGGCGGCGACGAUGCUUCUGACGAUACUUCCCAGGCUGCCCACCGCAUGACCACACGUGCCCGAGCUCAGGCAGCAUCAACUCCCUCGCCGCCAAAUUCCCCCUCGAGUCUUGCUGGUCAAAUCCACCCGCUUUUCCUCUUCUCCACCAACUCACUCCCUGAUCGCGACUUUGGCCUGCCGUCCAACGAAGCCGAAGAAACGCGCAUGCUGCUCAUGGCGUACGUGCAAAAGCAGGAAGAGGUCGCACGAGCAACCUCAGACCUGUAUCAUGGCCUGAUGCAGGCGGAUCGUAUGCGGCAGGACGUAUUCAAAUGGUGCAAAGCCGAGGGACACGUUGGCGAGAUGAGUGAUGGGGAAGACUGGUGUGAUAACGAAGAAUGGGGGUUAGAUCAUGACUUGAUCAAAGGGCGAGAUGAAGAGGAGGAUGAAACAGCAAACACCGGAAAGAAGAGCACAAGACAGAGGAGAAAGCCUGACAAGGAAGAUCGGUAG
This is a messenger RNA of Ascochyta rabiei, 1329 nucleotides long. RefSeq lists its product as uncharacterized. The coding region runs from base 1 to 1329 and encodes 442 amino acids. The record is from RefSeq and is a predicted model, not a curated record. Lineage: Eukaryota; Fungi; Ascomycota; Dothideomycetes; Pleosporales; Didymellaceae. Gene Ontology annotation, cellular component: Rpd3L complex; cytosol. The transcript has 4 exons. Gene Ontology annotation, biological process: negative regulation of silent mating-type cassette heterochromatin formation; negative regulation of rDNA heterochromatin formation.